Phycomyces blakesleeanus NRRL 1555(-) is the source of this 447-nucleotide messenger RNA. RefSeq lists its product as hypothetical. The coding region runs from base 1 to 447 and encodes 148 amino acids. The record is from RefSeq and is a predicted model, not a curated record. Gene Ontology annotation, molecular function: nucleic acid binding. The transcript is spliced from 3 exons. NCBI's taxonomy places the organism in Eukaryota, Fungi, Mucoromycota, Mucoromycetes, Mucorales, Phycomycetaceae.
AUGAGAGCAAAGCAAGCCCAAAUCAAACAGGAAGAAGUGCAUCCAAUUCUGUCACCCACCCAUCCAUUCUACAUGGUAGGGUGCAAUACUAUUGGCCCUGUGAUACAGUCCAAGAAGGGAAACCGGUAUAUUCUAGUGACAGUUGACUAUCUGACCUGUUGGCCAGCGAUGGUAGCUGUACCCAACAUCAAUGAGAAGACGACUGCCAACUUCUUGUUCCAAUGCCUAGUCAAGGAUUUUGCUGAUAGGGUGCUGGCAUUCAACCACAACAGUGUAUUGUCUACAGACUGUGGUCUCCAAGACGACUGGGACCAGCACUUGGACAUCACCAUGUUAGCCAUCCAGAUCAUACCCAACAAAGCAAUCUGCUACAGCCCCUCUAUGCUUCUGUAUGGCUACAAGAUGCGGACACCGCAACUGUGGCCAGCUCCUGCCCAGGAUUUCUAG